AAAGAGUAAAAAACAGUGGGACCAAAGUUUUUACUUUGCAUAUAGCGUUCUCUGAUUAAUUACCAAGAGACCGAUCAGAGCGAACUUUACUUCGUUAUCACACCUUCAGUCGAUUGGAUCUUGUCGAGAAACUUUCCGUUGCAAAUAUGUCCGCUACAGCAGGCAAGGUUAUAACAUGCAAAGCAGCAGUGGCAUGGGAGGCCAAAAAGCCUCUGGUGAUCGAGGACAUCGAGGUAGAGCCGCCCAAAGCUCACGAGGUGCGAAUCAAGAUUACGGCAACUGGUGUCUGCCAUACUGAUGCCUUUACCCUGAGUGGCUCCGAUCCAGAGGGGCUUUUCCCAGUGGUCCUGGGCCACGAGGGCGCCGGCAUUGUGGAGAGCGUCGGCGAGGGCGUGACCAACUUCAAGGAAGGUGAUCAUGUUAUCGCUUUAUACAUCCCGCAGUGCAACGAGUGCAAGUUUUGCCAGAGCGGCAAAACCAAUCUCUGCCAGAAGAUCCGCUUGACCCAAGGUGCUGGAGUCAUGCCUGAGGGCACUUCCCGCCUGUCCUGCAAAGGACAGAAGCUGUUCCAUUUCAUGGGCACCUCGACGUUCGCAGAGUACACUGUGGUGGCCGAUAUUUCGCUGACGAAGAUUAACGAGAAGGCGCCCCUGGAAAAGGUGUGCUUGCUGGGAUGUGGCAUUUCUACCGGAUACGGCGCUGCCCUUAACACCGCCAAGGUGGAACCUGGUAGUACUUGCGCUGUUUGGGGAUUGGGAGCUGUUGGCCUCGCCGUCGGACUCGGCUGCAAAAAGGCCGGAGCCGGCAAGAUCUAUGGCAUUGACAUCAACCCCUCAAAGUUCGAGCUGGCAAAGAAGUUUGGUUUCACCGACUUUGUAAAUCCUAAAGACGUCGCCGACAAGGGAGCGAUCCAGAACUACCUAAUCGACCUAACAGAUGGUGGAUUCGACUACACCUUUGAAUGCAUUGGCAAUGUGAACACCAUGAGGGCUGCUCUGGAGGCCACUCACAAGGGCUGGGGAACCUCGGUGGUAAUUGGCGUAGCUGGAGCUGGUCAGGAGAUCAGCACCCGCCCCUUCCAGCUGGUUGUGGGCCGCGUAUGGAAGGGCUCUGCUUUCGGAGGCUGGCGCUCCGUUUCAGAUGUACCCAAGCUGGUGGAGGAUUAUUUGAAAAAGGACUUGCUGGUGGACGAAUUUAUUACCCACGAACUGCCGCUGUCGCAGAUCAACGAGGCCUUCGACCUUAUGCACAAGGGCGAAAGCAUCCGGUCCAUUAUCAAGUACUAAAGAAGUUGGCAUUUAUUAUUGAUUUCUUUCCACAUCUUUGUAAGAAGCUUGCUAUUAUAUGGUUUAAUAAACAUUCAGUGUAUUUUGGUA
This is a messenger RNA of Drosophila bipectinata, 1376 nucleotides long. RefSeq names its product alcohol dehydrogenase class-3 Fdh (gene Fdh). Gene Ontology annotation, cellular component: cytosol. Gene Ontology annotation, biological process: formaldehyde catabolic process. The record is from RefSeq and is a predicted model, not a curated record. NCBI's taxonomy places the organism in Eukaryota, Metazoa, Arthropoda, Insecta, Diptera, Drosophilidae. Gene Ontology annotation, molecular function: zinc ion binding; S-(hydroxymethyl)glutathione dehydrogenase [NAD(P)+] activity.